AUGUGUGUACAAAAACUGAUUGAUUUAGCCGGUGAUCGCAGUCACGUUUUGGUGGUUGGCGAUUACAAUCUCCCACACUUAUGUUGGCCACGUGAUGAAGUUCUAAACUGCCUACUGCCAAUGAAUGCAUCUUCCGACCAGGAAAAUGUUUUGGUUGAAUCGAUUUUAUCGAAUGGACUGUUGCAAAUAAACAAUAUUACAAAUUUCAAUGGAAGGCUUCUCGAUCUGGCUUUCAUCAGUGAUAACAGUCGGGUGGAAUUGCUGGAGCCGCCGUUGCUGCUGCUGCCAAUUGAUCAACACCAUCGUCCCUUUGUUGUAAUAUUCGAACUUGCGGAUGAGAACAAAAAUGUUUCUAAUGUUAUUGGCCCGCUCAACUUUGACUUUAAAAGAUGUAAUUUUGAAUCAAUUAAUAGACUGUUUGCUGAGAUUCGCUGGGAGGAGUUUCUUGUUGGAUGCAGUACUGAUGAAGCCGUAUCAAGUUUCUAUGAGCGCAUUUAUGGUACACUUCGUGAUGUUGUCCCUAUCAAGCAACAAUUUUGUCAGCGUGGUAGUAGACAACCGUGGUGGAAUAACCAGCUACAGCGUCUGCGUAACUGUCUCCGUAAGGCAAGAAAAAAAUAUUUUCGCUGGAAGGAUGAUAGCCAUAAAGCUGUGCUGCGUGACAUUGAGAGCGAAUACAAGUCAUUGCUUGAUCACUGCUUUCGUUGCUAUAUUCGUCGCAUGGAAGACAACAUUAAACAUGAUCCUGCAUCGUUUUGGACGUACGUGAAAAAUCCCAAGCAACAAGGAGGAAUCCCUCAACGUGUGCAUUACAACGAAAAUGUAACUGAGUCCCCGUUGGAGUCUGCAAACUUGUUCUCAUCCUUCUUUCGAAGUGUGCAGAGUAACAACUUACCACUUUCGUUUAAGGAGUAUUUGAACAGUUUGCCGUUGUUUGAUCUGAGCAUGCCGCUUUUUACUUUUUCGGAUAGUGACGUAAUGCGGAAGCUGCAAUCAAUUGACGAAUCGAAGGGCGCCGGACCUGACAGCCUGCCAACGCUCCUCUUCAAAAACUGUGCUGCGACGCUCGCGAUUCCUGCAAAGAUUAUUUUUAAUCAAUCCAUGUAG
Messenger RNA from Sabethes cyaneus, 1107 nucleotides. RefSeq lists its product as uncharacterized. The record is from RefSeq and is a predicted model, not a curated record. Bases 1 to 1107 code for a protein of 368 amino acids. The transcript has a single exon. Lineage: Eukaryota; Metazoa; Arthropoda; Insecta; Diptera; Culicidae.